Punica granatum (pomegranate) is the source of this 1413-nucleotide messenger RNA. Lineage: Eukaryota; Viridiplantae; Streptophyta; Magnoliopsida; Myrtales; Lythraceae. The record is from RefSeq and is a predicted model, not a curated record.
UCUCCUCCUUUCCUCCCUUCUUCUCCUCCACGACCUUUUCCUUCUGCAAAGUUUCAACCUUUCCUCUUCGUUUCUUCUUCUUAGCUUCCCCUGACAGAGAGCACGCAGCUGACGAAGAAACCCAGAAGGAGGCAAAAGCAGCUUCGUUGAUUCAUUGAUGUCUGUGUCACGAACACCUCCGCGCGGUCGAUGAUUGGGGUUCUUCGGACCAUGAACCCGCUUCGGGAGCUUCUCCUCUCGUCGCCGGUUUCCUAAUCGGGAAAACAUGGGCAUCAACAAAGGCGGCGCCUUUACUCUGGUGCCGGAGCUCCCGGUCGUCCCCCAUCUAGCUCUGAGAAGGAAGCAGCUCCCCACGCGCUUCUCUGUUCGCUCCUAUUUCGGGGAAACAUUUCCCGUAUCGUCAUCUUGUCGAUGGAGAAACGUAGAAACUCACUGUGAGAAUAUUAAUAAUGGCCAUGGCAUACAGCACCCAGCUGUUUCGAAGAGUGAUACUUCGGGCAGAAUGCCUCAGCUCUCUUUUAACCGGUUACAGCUCAGUGAUGAGGAGUGCAGUGGUUUGCUGAGGCGAAACUUUGGUCGGUUUGUUGCCCGUGAGGCGGUUUUAGAUGAAGAGUACUGGACAGCGGCAUGGUUGCGAGCUGAAGCUCAUUGGGAGUCUAUGUCCUACAUGAGGCACAUUGAUAAUUAUAAGAGGAAAUAUGCUGAACAGGAGUUUUAUGCUUUGAAAAGAAGAUGUCUUGGACAGGAUAGGAAUUCACUAAAGUGUUUUUGUUUCGUCACGGUCAAAAAGGAAGACAAGAAUAUCAGAAGAACGGUUUUAAACAGUGUUGUGGGGACUCUUGAUCUAAGCAUCAAGCAGUAUCUGAAAGGAGAAACUUACCCUGGAGAGCUUAGAAAGGUCUCUGCAGUUUUCGCAAAUCAGGAGCCCUUUGACGCGCAUAAGUACGCGUACAUAGCAAAUGUUUGUGUCUCAAAGUUUACUCGCUGUCAGGGCAUUGCAUCUAAUAUGAUUAAUCUAGCCAUGGAGGUUGCUUCCUUAGCAGGUAUGAAGGAGUUGUUUGUUCAUGUUAAUGCAGACAACACGAUUGCUCAGAAAUUGUACCAGAAAACUGGCUUUCAGAUUGUUGAUGCUGCGUCAUCUCCGUCAUCUAAAGAUCAAAGGCUUUUGAUGUCAGUGGAACUGUGAAGAGCCCAUCACCUGGAGGGAGAGGGAAGUAUUACGAAGAUAGCAAUGUAUACUCACCUAAAACUCAACAUUGCUUGUUUUCGUGUGGCUCAGUUUUCACGGAUGUAAAUAUGAAUAUGAUUUUUUGAAAGUAGAAAUGUGAUGUGUCCACGACCCGAACGAAUAGAUGAUUUGUAUUGUCAAAUGUAGACGUCAAUGGCUUUAAUGUGAUGCAACUGCUUUCCUCC